AUGCCCAGGCCGGGGAAGAGUUCGUACAGCGACCAAAAGCCGCCCUACUCUUACAUCUCCCUGACGGCCAUGGCCAUCCAGCACUCGGCCGAGAAGAUGCUGCCCCUGAGCGACAUCUACAAGUUCAUAAUGGAGCGGUUCCCCUACUACCGGGAGCAUACCCAGCGCUGGCAGAACUCCCUCCGUCACAACCUCUCCUUCAACGACUGCUUCAUCAAGAUCCCGCGGCGACCCGACCAGCCGGGCAAGGGUAGCUUCUGGGCGCUGCAUCCGGACUGUGGGGACAUGUUUGAGAACGGCAGCUUCCUCCGCCGCCGCAAGCGCUUCAAGGUCCUGCGCCCCGAGCACCACCUGCCUGGCGGCGGCGGCAGCGGGACAGGGAGCGGCGGUCCCGGCAAGCCCCCGGCGCCCACCCCGCACAUGGUGCACUACUUCCAUCCGCACCCGCCGCCACCGCCGCCUCCAUCGGGCAAGGUGCCGGGGCUGGCAAGCUCCGAGGCGGCCGUGGCCGCAGCCGCGGCCGCUGCAGCAGUGGGGAGGCUACCGCAGUUUUCGCCCUACGGGAGCAGCCAGCCCUCGGGCUUCAAGCAUCCCUUCGCCAUCGAGAAUAUCAUCGGCAGAGAUUACAAGGGUGUGCUGCAGGCCGGCGGGCUGCCGCUGGCCUCAGUGAUGCACCACCUGGGCUACCCGGUGCCCAGUCAGCUCAGCGGGGUGGUGAGCUCCGUGUGGCCGCACGUGGGGGUGAUGGACUCCGUGACCAGUGUGCCCGUGUCCCCUGACUACGGACCCUUCGGCGUGCCUAUGAAGGCGCUCUGCCACCCGCCGGCCCAGACCAUGCCGGCUGUCCCGGUGCCCAUCAAGCCGGCGCCGGCAAUGUCCACUGCCUCGGCCAUCCCUGCUCUGACGGUCUCCGCCUCGCAGAUCUGCCCUGCUGCUUCCCCGGCCGCUGCUUCGUUGUUGGAACAGGCCGCGAGCAACAACCCCGAGGGCAAGGGCUCCCUCCACUCCGUCCUGGUGCACUCCUAA
This is a messenger RNA of Corapipo altera (White-ruffed manakin), 1026 nucleotides long. RefSeq names its product forkhead box B2 (gene FOXB2). The record is from RefSeq and is a predicted model, not a curated record. NCBI's taxonomy places the organism in Eukaryota, Metazoa, Chordata, Aves, Passeriformes, Pipridae. Gene Ontology annotation, molecular function: DNA-binding transcription factor activity, RNA polymerase II-specific; RNA polymerase II cis-regulatory region sequence-specific DNA binding. The coding region runs from base 1 to 1026 and encodes 341 amino acids. The transcript has a single exon. Gene Ontology annotation, biological process: anatomical structure morphogenesis; regulation of transcription by RNA polymerase II; cell differentiation.